UCUCAAUGUGAACUUGGACCGGUUUGCUCAGUCAGAUCAUCCGAAUGGAGGGCCAGGUUCGUAAGCCGAUAGAGGAUGCAGUGCGAUGAGAAUAACAUGGUUCCAGUGUUGUGCGAUUUGGACCUUUUGUUGCACCAAUACGCAGCCCUGUUCAAGCCAUCUCGAGGUGGUGCAAGAUGGCCGCAGAAACCUCCGAAUUUGAUCAACUUCAGAUCACACAGGUGGCGGUGACUUGUUGGAGACCCGUGCGGCCUCAGUGGCGCCCAAGGUGGUUUGGUCGCUCACAUUCUUGGCAUGUGGUGAUUCCUUGAGCCACUGCCUGACGCUGGACAUGCCCUGGAAUCCUUUGGAUCUCCGAGGAGCAAGCCUGAAGAAACGCACUGCGCGAAUUGGUGACUUUGGUAAGCAGCAGCAAUGGGAGAUGGCUGUCCAAGUCAUGCAAGAUUUGCGAAGUGAGUUAUUGCAACCAAGUACUUUCACCUACAGCUCGCUGGCCACCGCCUUCGUCAGAAGUGCACAGUGGGAAAGACCUCUCGAACUGCUUGGAGAGAUGCACAGAGAGAAAGUUCGGCCAGAUAUUCACUUCUUCAGCACACUCAUUUCGGCCUGUGGGGUUGGGCAGGAUUGGAUGGCAUCGUUGGCCCUUUUUUCCGACCUGAAGGCCAGGAGUCUUCAACCAAGUCUGGUGGGCUACAAUGCGACCUUGAACGCUUGCUCCAAAGGAUAUGAGUGGGAGGCAGCAGUUCAUUUGCUUAGCAACAUGCCGUGUCAAAAGAUUCGACCCGAUCGGAUGACACUCACAAUUUGCAUCACAGCCCUUGGCAAAUCGUCGCUGUGGCAAGAAUCGCUACGGCUGUUUGAGCAGAUGCAGCUGGGAAUGACUGCUGACUUGGUGAGCAUGAGCUCAGUGAUCAAUGCAUGUGGCAAUGGUAUGAACUGGCAACUGUCCCUGAUCCUCUUGGACGAUUUGAAGAUCUAUGACCUCCGCCCUAAUGUGACAACAUAUGGAGCUGCUAUUGCAGCUUGUGAGAGUGGCAGCGCAUGGUCAAGAGCAGUGGAACUGUUGGGGCGAAUGCAGAGAGAUCAAUGCACUCCCAACGCGAUAGUUAUAGGGGCGGCCCUAGCCGCGUGUCAGACCAGCAUGCAAGUGAGCCAGGCGGCAAAGCUGAUGCAGAAAUUUAGGCUAUCUCCAACGACCAAACUUUCAGGCAGAAGCUUCGCGGACAGCUUGGAAGGUGGGUGUUUGCAGCAGGGAACAGAUCUAGAGUAACUUCAAGACUUCAAGAGCACUCCCAAACCUGAACUCGUCGGUAGUUUUACUGUACAUGAAUGUUGGGCUGCACUGAUCUCGGAAGCAGCUUGCUGUUGUGCACUUUUCUUGGCUUUACACCAUUUCGGUUUGUUGGAGUUGGUGUUAUGCCCCUCCGCCCGGGUCCGGCGCCCCCAACUUCAAGUGAUUGGGCUGCAGUCUGCCGAAUGCAGAGAGGCUCCCCCUCAUCUGCCGAAUGGUGCAAAUGGAUGCGCAUGGUUACAGUGCAGCCUACAGUGCAGGGGCGGCAAGCCGGUCAGUCGCAGCCCUGGUUCGAAUCAUCGAAGGUGUGCAUAUGCAGGUUGCGAUAUUACGUGAUAUGAUAUGAUCAUAUGUAAUAUUCAGAGCCAGUUCUUCUCAAACCAAUUUAAACCAAUGUAUCCACUUCAACCAUGCUUGCCAAGUCUAGCAUAUUGCUUUGGCACCGUUGUCCACAGACAAGCUGACUGUCAAUUAAACAGCGCCGCGAUCCCGUUUUAUGAACACAGUGAACCGCGCUUCACCGCCAGGCUGGCACAUCAAAACUGCCUGCCUACAUGUCGCACGGAAGCUAGACACGCGAAGCCCUGUGCUUGCGAUUGGAAGCCGGCGAAGAGAAACAAGGCCCAAGGCCUCACAAUGAGGUGGAUUUUAACUGCAUCAACCUGAAGCUGCAGCAAUCUCCCAAUCCUCUCUCCAUCAGCUAUUGGAAGUCGCGUACCCCAGAUGGAAAAGUGGCGUCGUUAUCACCAAAGCCGGAGGAUCUGAAUCCUCCAUGCGAAGAGACUCGUGGCGGUUAAGGUAAGUGCAGUAGGUCCUUUUUAUGCCUUAUUUUUAGUAGUUUAAUUCUUUCUUUUAAAAGUAUGUGUGUGUGUGUGCCCCUUGUAGUCACAGGGAUUCAGUUGAAUUGUUUCUUCAGCAGGGG
This is a messenger RNA of Durusdinium trenchii, 2213 nucleotides long. The record is from the annotation of a GenBank genome assembly. Lineage: Eukaryota; Dinophyceae; Suessiales; Symbiodiniaceae.